This is a messenger RNA of Numida meleagris (helmeted guineafowl), 6730 nucleotides long. It is a transcript of the gene ROCK1, whose product is annotated as Rho associated coiled-coil containing protein kinase 1. Gene Ontology annotation, biological process: peptidyl-threonine phosphorylation; mitotic cytokinesis; cortical actin cytoskeleton organization. NCBI's taxonomy places the organism in Eukaryota, Metazoa, Chordata, Aves, Galliformes, Numididae. The record is from RefSeq and is a predicted model, not a curated record. Bases 824 to 4978 code for a protein of 1384 amino acids. Gene Ontology annotation, cellular component: cytoplasmic stress granule; cytoskeleton; cytoplasm. Gene Ontology annotation, molecular function: small GTPase binding; Rho-dependent protein serine/threonine kinase activity; ATP binding. The transcript is spliced from 33 exons.
CCCCCCCCCACCACCACCCUCACUGUUCAAACAGGAAAGGCGGACAUGUUGGUGCCGUUCGCAGCUCCCCUCGCAGGCGGACCUCGCGCUCUGUCCUCCCCUUGAGCCACCUCCUUCCUUACUGCCUCUCACACCGCUCGGUCCCGGGGUGGCCUGGGCUGCGGCAGGCUGACGAGCGGCGGUGGGCAGCGAAGAAGAGGAAGGAAGAUGCCGUUAUCGCCUCUCCGCCGCUGAAGCGCUCCCGCGGGGCGCUGCUGGCACGGCCCAGGAGAGGGGCAGCGUGCCCCGCGCCGCCUGCGCCCAUGGACGGAGCGAGCCCGAGGCACUGAGGCGCGGCGCCGGGAGGGCUGUCCUGCGUUGUGGGUUGUUUUCCUUCGCGCCGUGCCUCUUCGAUCCCCCUCCUCGUCUCGUCGCUGCUUCUUCGGGCUUCCCGGACCCGGCCGGUGCUGCAGGGCGAGAAAGACGAACCGCUACGCUGCUGCCAGCGCUGCUGCCCGGCCGCGGGAAUGAGGCCGCUGCGGCGCGGGGGCCCGCGCGGAGGCGGGAGGGCGCGGAGAGCCACGGCGGGGCUGUGAGCGGCGGGAGCGCCCGCGGCCCUCUGUCUCUCGGCGCGGGGACUCGCCCGGAGACCGCUGUGAUUGAAGGGACUGCGCAGGAAGCGCUCCGCAGCGUAGGCUCUGCGGUUUUUCUCUUUUUGUGCGUGCUGGUUCCUGUUUUUUUUGUUGGUUGUUUUUUUUUUUUUUUUAAAUUUUUAUGUGUUUUCCUUUUUCGUUAUUUUUAACGUUUGAUCUGGAAUAAGGGAAGCUUUGUAACCGUCGGAAACAUGUCGACGGGAGAAAGUUUUGAGUCUCGAUUUGAAAAAAUCGACGGGACUUUAAAGGAUCCCAAAUCCGAAGUGAACGUGGACUGUUUGCUGGAUGGAUUAGAUGCUUUGGUAUAUGACUUGGAUUUUCCUGCCUUACGAAAAAACAAAAACAUUGAUAACUUCUUAAACAGGUAUAAAGACACAGUAAAUAAAAUGAGAGAUCUGCGCAUGAAAGCUGAAGAUUAUGAAGUGGUGAAGGUGAUUGGCAGAGGGGCAUUUGGGGAGGUUCAGUUGGUAAGGCAUAAAUCGUCAAGAAGAGUGUAUGCUAUGAAACUUCUGAGCAAAUUUGAGAUGAUAAAAAGAUCAGAUUCUGCGUUCUUCUGGGAAGAAAGGGAUAUUAUGGCUUUUGCUAAUAGUCCCUGGGUUGUUCAGUUAUUUUACGCAUUCCAAGAUGAUCGUUACCUUUACAUGGUCAUGGAGUACAUGCCUGGUGGAGACCUUGUGAAUUUAAUGAGUAACUACGACGUUCCUGAGAAAUGGGCAAGAUUUUAUACUGCUGAAGUUGUUCUUGCAUUAGAUGCAAUUCACUCAAUGGGCUUUAUACACAGAGAUGUGAAGCCUGAUAAUAUGCUGCUAGAUAAAGCUGGUCAUUUAAAACUAGCAGAUUUUGGUACUUGUAUGAAGAUGAACAAGGAAGGUAUGGUACGAUGCGAUACAGCUGUAGGAACACCAGACUAUAUCUCCCCUGAAGUGUUGAAAUCCCAGGGUGGUGACGGUUACUAUGGACGAGAAUGUGACUGGUGGUCAGUUGGAGUCUUUUUGUAUGAGAUGCUUGUAGGUGACACACCUUUUUAUGCAGAUUCUUUGGUUGGAACAUACAGUAAGAUUAUGAACCACAAGAACUCCCUUACCUUCCCUGAUGACAACGAGAUCUCUAAAGAGGCAAAAAACCUUAUUUGUGCCUUUUUAACUGAUAGGGAAGUGAGACUAGGACGAAAUGGUGUAGAAGAAAUUAAACGCCAUCUUUUCUUCAAAGAUGAUCAGUGGGCUUGGGAGACUCUCAGAGACACUGUAGCACCAGUUGUGCCUGACUUAAGUAGUGACAUAGACACUAGUAAUUUUGAUGAUCUGGAUGAAGACAAAGGAGAGGAGGAAACAUUUCCCAUUCCAAAAGCAUUUGUGGGCAACCAGCUUCCUUUUGUUGGAUUUACGUAUUACAGCAACCGUCGGUAUUUAUCUGUCUCUGCAGAAAAUUCCAAUGAUAACAGAACAGGCUCCAGUAUGGAUAAAAGUGUGAUGGAAAAUAUGCAGAAGAUGAUCUAUGAUUUGGAAGAGCAGCUACAUAAUGAAAUGCAGUUGAAAGAUGAAAUGGAGCAGAAGUGCAGAUCUUCAAACAUAACGCUAGACAAGAUAAUGAAAGAACUGGAUGAGGAGGGAAAUCAAAGAAAGAACCUAGAAUUAACAGUGUCCCAGAUUGAGAAGGAAAAGAUGGCACUGCAGCAUAAGAUAAAUGACUACCAAAGAAAAAUUGAACAAGAGAGUGAAAAGAGACGGAACGUGGAAAACGAAGUGUCUACGCUAAAAGAUCAAAUGGAAGACUUGAAAAAAAUCAGCCAGCAUUCACAAAUUACAAAUGAGAAGAUAACACAGUUACAAAAACAACUAGAAGAAGCCAAUGAUUUGCUACGGACAGAAUCGGAAACAGCAGUAAGACUGAGAAAGGGUAACACGGAAAUGAGCAAGUCAUUAAGUCAAGUAGAAUCACUGAAUAGAGAACUGCAGGAAAGGUGCAGAGUUCUAGAAAGCGCAAAACUGCAGGUGGAGAAAGAUUAUUAUCAACUGCAAGCAGCUUUGGAAUCAGAACGAAGGGACAGAAGUCAUGGAUCUGAAAUGAUUGGAGAACUACAGGUUCGGAUUACGACUUUACAAGAAGAAUUAAAAAACCUUAAAAAUAAUCUUGAAAGAGUGGAAGCAGAAAGAAAACAAGCACAGGAUAGGCUUAAUCAUUCAGAAAAGGAAAAGAAUAACUUGGAGAUAGAUUUGAACUACAAACUCAAGUCUUUGCAAGACCGCUUAGAACAGGAAGUAAAUGAACACAAAGUGACCAAAGCUCGAUUAACUGACAAACAUCAGUCAAUAGAGGAGGCAAAAUCAGUUGCAAUGUGUGAAAUGGAAAAAAAAGUGAAGGAAGAAAGGGCAGCAAGAGAAAAGGCAGAGAAUCGAAUAGUGCAGGCUGAAAAACAGUGUUCCAUGCUAGACUUCGACCUGAAGCAAUCUCAGCAGAAACUGGAACACCUUCUUCAGCAAAAGGAAAGACUGGAAGAUGAAGUAAAGAAUCUGUCACAUCAGCUAGAGCAAGAGACAAAUAAGCGAAUAAUGGCGCAGAAUGAAUUAAAGGCGCAAGCUUUUGAAGCAGAUAACUUGAAGGGUUCUGAGAAGCAACUGAAACAAGAAAUCAACACGUUAUUGGAAGCAAAGAGAUUACUGGAAGUUGAGUUGGCUCAACUUGCUAAACAGUACAGAGGAAAUGAAGGUCAAAUGCGUGAGCUUCAGGAUCAGCUUGAAGCGGAGCAGUAUUUUUCGACACUUUACAAAACUCAGGUUAAGGAACUGAAGGAAGAAAUUGAUGAAAAGAAUAAAGAAACUCAAAGAAAAAUGCAGGACUUGCAAAAUGAGAAAGAAACACUCACUACGCAGCUGGAUUUAGCUGAAACCAAAGCUGAGUCGGAACAGUUGGCACGAGCACUUCUUGAAGAGCAGUAUUUUGAAUUGAGUCAGGAGAGCAAAAAGGCAGCAUCAAGACAUAGGCAAGAAAUGACUGAUAAGGACAGCAUCAUAAGAAGGCUGGAGGAAACUAACAACACCUUAACCAAAGAUGUCGAUUUAAUAACAAAAGAAAAUUCAGAAAUCAGUGAAAAAAUUAAGAAACAGGAGGAAGAAUAUAAACUGAAAAAAGAGGAAGAAAUCAACAAUAUUAGAAUGCAGUAUGAGAAGAGUAUCAGCACUGAGAGAACUCUGAAGACACAGGCUGUCAACAAACUGGCUGAGAUAAUGAAUAGAAAAGAUUUUAAAAUAGAUAGAAAGAAAGCAAGUACGCAAGAUUUGAGGAAGAAAGAGAAGGAAAACCGAAAGCUACAAUUAGAGCUUAAUCAAGAAAAAGAGAAAUUCAAUCAGAUGGUAGUGAAAUACCAAAAGGAGCUUAAUGAAAUGCAAGCGCAACUAGCAGAAGAAUCAACAUACAGGAAUGAGCUACAGAUGCAGCUGGAUAGUAAAGAGAGUGACAUAGAACAACUACGAAGGAAAAUUCUGGAUCUCCAGCAAGGAAUGGAUUCCACCAGUGUUUCUAGUCUACAGCCAGACGAAAUUGAUGGAAAUCUUUCAGAAUCAAGGCUUGAAGGUUGGCUUUCAAUACCAAACAAGGGAAACAUAAAGCGGCAUGGCUGGAAGAAACAGUACGUUGUGGUGAGCAGUAAAAAGAUACUGUUCUAUAAUGAUGAAAAGGACAAGGACCAGUCUAAUCCAUCCAUGGUACUAGACAUAGAUAAGCUGUUCCAUGUCCGACCCGUAACUCAAGGAGAUGUAUAUAGAGCAGAAACUGAAGAAAUUCCUAAAAUAUUCCAGAUUCUGUAUGCUAAUGAGGGGGAAUGCAGGAAGGAUGUGGAGGUAGAACCAGUACAGCCUACAGAGAAGACAAACUUUCUAAGUCAUAAAGGCCAUGAAUUUAUUCCAACAAUAUACCACUUUCCAGCCAACUGUGAGGCCUGUGCCAAACCUCUUUGGCACGUCUUUAAACCCCCUGCUGCCCUGGAAUGUCGAAGAUGCCACGUGAAGUGCCAUAGGGACCACUUGGACAAAAAGGAGGAGUUAAUUGCACCGUGCAAAGUGAGUUACGAUGUAACUUCAGCAAGAGAUAUGUUGUUACUGGCAUCCUGUCAAGAUGAACAGAAGAAGUGGGUGAAUCAUUUAGUAAAGAAGAUCCCUAAGAACCCACCAGCUGCUUUUGUUCGUGCUUCUCCUAGAACUGUGUCUACAAGAUCCUCAGCGAACCAGUCAUUCCGAAAAGUUGUUAAAAAUACUUCUGGAAAAACGAGGCACCAAGUAUGGAGAAAGAAGAAUAUUGAGCGUAAGCAAUUUAGAGAGGCACAACUGUUGGCCAGCAAGAGUGCUAGGUAGGUGCGUGCUGCCAGCCUGCUGUGCUGCAUGUGAGAUGUGUGCAGGAGGCAGGCGGGGAGCCCGCCCAACUCACUAGUGCUUGAGGAGCUGCUCGGGCGGCUUUGCAGCACGGCACGCUCCAUCCCCAGCACAGAGGGGAGACAGCUGACACUGGGUUAACUGCAACAAAUUGGGGCUUGCGUGGCACUUGCAGACAACAUGAGCAGAUGGUGAAGAGAUACCUAGUACAUAAGUAUUAGGAAAAGAUGAGGUAGGAGCUUGUUUUGAGCUAUUCUGGUGUGGAUGGUUCUCUAACCCUCAAACGAAUUUGGUGCUAGUGCUGACUGUGAACUUGUUAAUGACUGCUGUGAUGUGUUGUGCCCAGAUAGCACUACGCAUUAUAUUCUGUAUGUUUAGGAAGAGAGAAUUCCCUGCUUGAGUAAAGUCUGCUUCUAGUGUACCAGAUGUUGACAUAAUUAAAUAAACAUAUAGAAGGCCUUACGUACUGAGCACUUAACCUGGAGAUCAGGCAGUAGCUGAGCUAAUCCAGCAGCCUGUUUCUGCUGUAAGAGGAGGAUUUUCCUUUUUCAGUCUUCCUUCCCUGUUCUUCUCUCAUUGCUUCUGGGUCGGUGCUUGAAAUGAUCCUUUUUGGUCCCCUUUAGAAAGAUACACAGUUCAGUGUCCUGACUGUCAAAAAAACCAUAGACAGUUCUUUGAGCUGGUGAGUGGAAUCAGCCCCCUGGGAAGUGCAGUGACUGCCAAAGCUGAGGAAGAGUGGGUAGGAGGGUCGGGUGCUCCUCUAGAGUCAGGAAGAUGAAAGCGGAAGAACCCUUUUCCUUUCAGGUAGCAGUGAGUUAGAUCAGCUUCCCUGAAAUCAAGAUGCUGCACCCUGCAGUUCUUACCCCGAUCUCUUUACUUAGGGAAUAAGAGGAAGAGACAGGGGAAGCAGUGAUGAUUUCUGUGGGAUACAUGUGCAUCUUAGCUUGUACUAAAUAUGUGGAAAUCAUUGUCUUGGCAGACAGUAUAGCACAGCCUGGUCUCGUCGAUGGAUACAGACUUUAGUACAUCCUUUAAAACAGCUCAGUAUAUUUCAUUCAGGUCUGAUCUGGCUUUCCUUGUGGUUAUAUCCAGUGAUAUUGUGGAGAGUUGUCCAGACCCUUUAAAAGGAACUUCAAAUAUAAGUUAAUUUUUAGUCUUAUUCUUUAUUUUAAUAACUUAAUCACUAAGAAAUGUGGAUUAUAACUCCACGAUGAACUUGCCAGCAGUUGCAGUACUGUUCUAGAUCUGAAACUACGCUUCCUAGUUUAUAGCACGCUAAUCUAUACACAUUUUGCCAGCACAGUUGAGGAGUUUUAUUUUCAUGUACUUGGACUUGGGCACCCGACCAAGUUAAUGCAUGUAUCAAAUGGAACUCCUGUGCAUCAGAUGAGCUUUGGCAACUGCAUGUGCGUGCUCUUAGCCCUCCAGAAGCCUUUGCUAGUCCUGUAAGUGGAAGAAGGUCACCUUAUAUUUGCCACGAAUAUACUCACGCUUGUCCGCUCCUAAUCGUUUCCUGGUAAAGCUGCAGUAAUGUUAUCAUCUGCCUGAUUUCUGUGGUCAUCUCAUGUUGUCAGAGAUGAACAGUUUGGAAGAUUGCGUAGGUAUGUUCUUAGCGUCGCCCAUGUCAACUGUAAAAAAUGAACAAGUGUUCUUCACUGCAGUUCUGAACAAACACGCAGAAAUGUUACCAAGCAAAUUGUUCAAUGUUUGUUAUUAAUUGCCUGUCCUUUUUCU